AGACCAAUACAUGAUCGAGCAGACUAUGGCUACCAAUCCUGCCUUUCACAUCAUUGGCCAUGGCCACACGGGAAUGACGGUCCGCUCCAUGGCCAAAAGCUUGCGCUUCUGGAAGGAUAUCCUCGGCUUCCAGAUCAUCUGGCAGCAAGAUGUUCCCGGGAGCACCACUCCCAGCGACCCAGUUCAUACGAUGACGGGAGCCCCGCUCGGCACAAGUAUGCGUGUUGUCUGGAUCCAACUGAAAGGCAGCGACCCUGGCCGCGUAUCCACUCUGGAGCUCAUAGAGUACGAACUACCGCCCGAUGUUGCUGAAGAACAGAAGAGUCGUACGCCGCACGCUAGGAGCUGGGAUAUAGGAUCUCUCCAUAUCAAUCUCAUGAUUCAGGGUUUGGAUCAGAUCGUGGAAAGUGUAAAGAGCGAAGGAUUUCAGAUUUAUAGUGGUAUCUUUACAGUUCCUCAGGAAGCACCAGAGGGAGGAGGCCAAAGAGUCUGCUAUCUUAGAGGACCGGAUGGGGAGCUCGUCGAACUGACUGAGAUUCUCA
Cryphonectria parasitica EP155 is the source of this 542-nucleotide messenger RNA. RefSeq lists its product as uncharacterized. The annotation marks the transcript as partial. NCBI's taxonomy places the organism in Eukaryota, Fungi, Ascomycota, Sordariomycetes, Diaporthales, Cryphonectriaceae. The transcript has 2 exons. The record is from RefSeq and is a predicted model, not a curated record.